Molecule: messenger RNA, 893 nt
Organism: Amoebophrya sp. A120
Lineage: Eukaryota; Dinophyceae; Syndiniales; Amoebophryaceae
Source: the annotation of a GenBank genome assembly
GAACAGCCACGACUUUCUACUGCGACGAGAAACAAGAAGUUGAAGGGGGUUUCCUCGAUCUUUUCCACCAUGAAGAGCCUGGUUAACCCUGUUCGCACCAGCACAGGCGGAGGGACAGGGACUGCAACUACAUCCAGCGCGGUCUAUUGCACGACGAGCAAAUUCGCGUCUACCACUAGCACCAGCGGCCAUGGUCGUGUAGAAGUCCCCAGCUACGCCACCGCAGCGGAGUGUUUGCACGCUUUGCGAAACACGUUGCGGAAGAUACCGAAGACUAACGCCACUGCCGACCGCAACCGGAGAAAACGCCUGCUGGUGGACGUGCUAAGUACCUACUACCGGCAGCCAGAAUUGUCUUCAUGCUGGUGGAGCAGCAGUGCUUGCGGUCCACCUGGACAUGCAGAUAAAACGCAUGCAGUUUCGGAACCGCAGCCUAGCGAGGAGGAGCCACCAGCCCAAGAACGACGCAAAAAUAUUUGGCGCAAGACGCGGGACCUAUGUUUAUGUCUUCAACGGUCGAUAGCGUACAUAAGGGUGAAUUUGCAGUGAAUUUGUAUUGCAUGGCUUGCAUUUACAUUUAGUUAAAAGAGAAGUGCGCUGCGUAUGGACACGAGCCCAAGCAUCCCACACAGCGCGGAGGGCUGCUCAUCGCGUGGUGGCGCUUGCGGGACCGAGAGAAGUGGUCUUUCGAGGGCCCGCCGGGCUGUGUAGUGCGUAUUUAACGACCAGAGAAGGUGGAUCGGGGGGCUCUUAUUCUUCUGCGCGUCUGCCUCAGAAGUGCCUCUCCGGAAUGGUCGAAAGGGACGGAGGGCGACGCCUGAACACAGGGGCACUAGUUCAACGCGUGCGCUCUCAUGAGUUGCGGUCGUGGCUUGGAAUUGGAUAUCUGGGAG